AUGAUAGCCAUUCAUACCCAAGCAAAAGAAGAUGGGAAGUCCUUAUCUGGUCGUGAGAUUGUUGAGAUGGUGUUGAAGAAAAAGGUCAAGUAUGGACCAAAGGAAACAGUUCGUUCGACAAGAGAGAUACAACUGGAAGCAGAAUUGCAAGAGGAAAGAGCUGAAUCUGAGAGAAGAACAAAGGAAUUUGAGGCCAAGAUACAAUCCCAAGAGGAGAAGAUACAAAUUCAGGAUUAG
This is a messenger RNA of Linum trigynum, 237 nucleotides long. Lineage: Eukaryota; Viridiplantae; Streptophyta; Magnoliopsida; Malpighiales; Linaceae. The record is from the annotation of a GenBank genome assembly.